Molecule: messenger RNA, 2136 nt
Organism: Mesocestoides corti
Lineage: Eukaryota; Metazoa; Platyhelminthes; Cestoda; Cyclophyllidea; Mesocestoididae
Source: the annotation of a GenBank genome assembly
AUGACGCGCGUUUUUCUCACAAAACAGGCUCACCAAUUCUACCCGCUGAUCCACAUCAACUGUUCGACAGACCUGCACUUUCUCAUUUGCUCUAUCUACACGCCGAUUUGCAUGGAGGGUUUCUCGCAGUCGCUGCCACCGUGUCGAUCGGUGUGCGAGCGCGCGCGGGCAGGUUGUGGUCCAAUCAUGGGCUACUACGCCUUCACUUGGCCAGAUCGCAUGCAAUGCGAUCAAUUCCCGGAGCUCAACAACCCCGAAGGCGUGCUGUGCAUGGAGCGGAACCUCACCGACGCUGAACGCAUCGAGUUCGGGACCACGUCGAAGGCGGCGUCGGGUGUAGGCGAAAAACCCGGCAGUGGUGGCGUCGCGUUGGAGGAUCGGGCCACUCUGCGCGAUCGAUCGAUGGCGAGUGAGUUGGAGGCGGCGGUGGUGACUGCGACGAGAGCAGAUGGUGGCGGCGAUGUCAGUUCGCGAGCUCUCGCCACCUCCGGUGCGCGGCUGGAGUGUUCGUGUGGCUGCCGGCACCCGUUUGUUUCGGUCGUCGCCAACAACGACAGCCAACUUACUCAGGCAAGCAAAGUUUAUGAAGCGAUAUUUGCGGUCCAACGAGAAAGGUUCAGGGAUUUGAAUUCUUUUUUUUUCAAGAUUUCUACACUUGGAUUUCAAGGCUGCGCUUUGCCCUGUCAUUCCAUCCACUUUCAAACCGAGGGUGACAGAAGGUUCGUGGAUUUUUGGCUGUGGCUUUGGUCCAUCCUGUGUGCGGUCUCGACCCUCGCAACGAUGCUCACCUACCUGACCAAUCCCAGUCGAUUCCAGUAUCCCGGCCAGCCAAUCAUCUACCUCUCCACGUGCUACUUCUUCGUCGCGAUUGGCUACAUUCUGCGUAUGGUGGUUGGUCAUGAGAGCGUCGCGUGCACGGAGGUCACAGCCUUAGUUCGUGGUGGUGACACCCAUCAACGAGGCCUAUUUACCACCGCGAGUAUCCUACAAUUCUCACUUUCUGGACAGGCUUCGUGCGCCACCGUCUUCCUUCUCACCUACUACUUUGGAAUGGCAUCAUCCGUGUGGUGGGUCGUGUUAACUGUCACGUGGUUUCUUGCUGCCGGUCUGAAGUGGGGCAACGAGGCGAUCACCAAGUACACACAGGUCUUCCAUUUCGUGGCCUGGGUCCUGCCUGGCGUGCAGACUGGUGUCGUACUGAUGCUGCGUGCUGUGGACGGUGAUCCCAUUGGUGGACUGUGUUCCGUAGGUUCGACGAACGACAGCAACCUCACGUACUUCCUUCUGCUUCCACUGUGCAUCUACUUCUGCGUCGGCACCUUCUUCCUCCUCAGUGGCUUCAUCGCGCUCUGUCGCAUCCGCCACGUCAUCAAAUUUCAGCCGCGCGCACGCACCGACAAGCUGGAGAAGUUGAUGAUCAAACUCGGCAUCUUCGGCCUCCUCUACACUGUGCCGGCGAUCGUUGUGAUCGCGUGUCUGGCACACGAGCUACGCUGGCGUCGAGUCUGGCAGUUGGGCGUGGCGUGUCGAUGCGACUGGCACAACGACAACGACGAAGAAGUUGGUGGCAGACGCCAUCCACUCGUGUGGAUCCCUCCUACACCCGAAUACGCCAUCUUCAUGCUGAAAUACUUCAUGUCGCUUAUCGUGGGCAUCACCUCUGGCUUCUGGAUAUGGUCGAGCAAGACGCUAGACGCUUGGAGACGUGUCUGCAACGGACGCAAACCCCCGGUCCCCCAUCAACCACCCACCGCUCCAGCGGGUUCAGAGAAACUCAUCAACUGGGUCGUGCCAAACGUCCAUUCACCGUCGCAGUUCUCCCUGAAGAGCCUUCCAGGCGGGAAAAAGUUGGUGCCGCCGCCGCAGAGCAGGAGUGCUCACACAAACUUCUACGAUCAGUUCGACGCGGACCCACGACAGACCCAGUUCUGCCCGGUGGUGCGAGGUACCAGUUCAGGAAUUGGUGGAAGCACCGCCACGAGCAGUGCUUACGCCAACACCACCAGUGGAGGCGGUGAUUUCGCCGACCACAACUCCGACACCGCCAAUGUGAACCGAGGAUUCAUCUUCAACAGUGGAGAGUUCAAUGGCGUGGCACCGCUGGGUGGCAGCACCGCGCCAACGGGAAUAUUUUAA